Sceloporus undulatus (fence lizard) is the source of this 2593-nucleotide messenger RNA. It is a transcript of the gene HSF1, whose product is annotated as heat shock transcription factor 1. Gene Ontology annotation, biological process: regulation of DNA-templated transcription. The record is from RefSeq and is a predicted model, not a curated record. NCBI's taxonomy places the organism in Eukaryota, Metazoa, Chordata, Lepidosauria, Squamata, Phrynosomatidae. The transcript is spliced from 14 exons. Bases 156 to 1808 code for a protein of 550 amino acids. Gene Ontology annotation, molecular function: DNA-binding transcription factor activity; sequence-specific DNA binding.
GCUGGGGCCUGGUGCGCAUGCGCAGUGGGCGUCCCAAGAUGGCGGCGUCCAUGCCUGGCUGUUCUGAGGGGCCGAGAAGUGCGCAGAGGAGGGCCGCUCCCCCGAAGCUCCGCCGCUAGAGCCUUCCCUCUCCCGAGGCAGCAGCGGAGGCGGCCAUGGAGAGCUCGGGCGCCGCGGUGGGACUCGGGGGCGGGUCGGGCAGCAACGUCCCCGCCUUCCUGACCAAGCUCUGGACGCUGGUGGAGGACCCCGAGACAGACGCCCUGAUCUGCUGGAGCCCGAGUGGAAACAGCUUCCAUGUUUUUGACCAAGGCCAGUUUGCCAAGGAGGUACUCCCCAAAUACUUCAAACACAACAACAUGGCCAGCUUUGUACGACAGCUGAACAUGUAUGGCUUUCGGAAGGUGAUUCACAUCGAACAGGGUGGUCUGGUGAAGCCGGAGAAAGACGACACGGAGUUCCAGCACCCCUUCUUCCUCCGUGGCCAGGAGCAUCUCCUGGAGAACAUCAAAAGGAAAGUCACUAAUGUGUCCAGCAUAAAGAGUGAAGAUAUCAAAGUUCGCCAGGACAGCAUGACCAAGCUGUUGACAGACGUCCAGAUGAUGAAGGGCAAGCAGGAGAGCAUGGACUCCAAGCUGAUCACCAUGAAGCAUGAGAACGAGGCGCUGUGGCGGGAGGUGGCCAGUUUGCGGCAGAAGCACGCUCAGCAGCAGAAGGUGGUUAAUAAGCUCAUCCAGUUCUUGAUUUCCUUGGUGCAGUCCAACCGUAUUCUUGGGGUGAAACGAAAGAUCCCCUUGAUGUUGAAUGAUGGUAGCUCAGCCCAUUCCAUGCCCAAGUAUGGCCGCCAGUACUCUUUGGAGCACGUCCACGGCCCGUCCUCUUAUUCCGCUGCCUCCCCGGCAUACAGCGGCUCCAACCUGUAUUCGCCCGACUCCUCCUCCAACUCUGGCCCCAUUAUCUCAGAUGUGACAGAACUGGCCCCAUCCAGCCCCUCCGCUUCGCCCAGCAGCAGCCUUGACAACGAAAGGAGCAGUAGCCCUUUGGUCCAUAUCAAAGAGGAGCCCCCCAGCCCUUCUCGCAGCCCCCACAUUGAGGAAGCCAGCCCUGCCGGCGUGCCCGCUGUGGAAACCCCUCUCUCACCCACCACCUUCAUCGACUCCAUCUUGCAAGAUGACGCGUCCACCGCUGCCGCUGGCACGGCCCCUUCUGCCAGCAGCGCCACCGUUCAGCCCCAGUCCCCAGAAAAGUGCCUCAGCAUUGCUUGCCUUGACAAUUUGGCUCGUACUCCGCAGAUGUCUGAGGUCACCUGCCUUUUCCCCAGCCCUUCCUCUUCCUCACUGCACUGCAGACCACAGCAAGGGAAUGAGUUGAAUGAGCACCUUGACACCAUCGAUUCCAGCCUGGAUAACCUUCAGGCCAUGCUCACCACCCAUGGCUUCAGCGUGGACACAAGCGCCUUGCUGGACCUGUUCAGUCCUUCGGUGACGAUGACGGAUAUGAACUUGCCAGAUCUGGACAGCAGCUUGGCCAGUAUUCAAGACCUUAUCUCCUCCCAGGAGCAGCAGAAGCCGACAGAGACAGAGGACUCUUCAGCAGACACAGGCAAGCAGUUGGUGCACUACACAGCCCAGCCCCUCUUCCUGGUGGACUCAAGCUCCAUGGACGUGGGCAGCACCGACAUGCCCAUUUUCUUUGAGUUGGGGGAAACGCCUGGCUUCACGGAGGGAGACGAGUACUUAGAGGACCCCACCAUCUCCCUCCUCUCCGGAACAGAGACCCCCAAGCCCCCAGAUCCUGCUGUUUCCUAAGAGGCCAAGUCUGGGCCAGCGUGGUGGAAGGAAUGAACUGGACAAGGGGCUCUGCCAGCUGCCUCCUUGCUUUCACGCCAACUUUGUGUUGACCUCCCUGCUCUCUUUGGCUCUUGGAGGUCGCAAGGGUUGGUGUGUGUGUGUGUGUGUGUGUGUGCGCGUGCGCACUUUAACAAGGGGUUCACCCCCUGCCCUCUGCCAGGGAUGAAUGGCGGCCACUCCAGGGCAAGCACAGCACAGAUGUGAACAAGGGGUGCCAGGCUGGCAUGGCAGAAGUGGUGUGGACAUUGGCUUCCAAGCGCCUGUGGCCUGUGACAUUCACGAUCAGCUCUGGCCUUGCCCCUGAGGUUGCAGUGGAAGUGGCAUGGUAGGGGUCACUUUAGAAGAGGAGCCGGUGGAGAAUGCCCCUUCCCUGCCUUCUGCCAGGAUGGACUUGUUGGUUUUAAAAGGCAAAAAAAAGCCGCCCCCUCCCUCUGGGGCUCAAGGGCUGGGUCCCUUGGUUGCCUCUAAAGUCAUUUUACCAGGUUUUUUUUGGGGGGGGGGGGUGAUACAGUUGUGAGAAGUUUCUCUCCCACCGCCCCUGGCCAUCCACAUACCCCCUGCUCCGGUCUGUUUUCCUUGGCUUAGCAGUAAGGAAUUUGUACAUUUACACUUUGAUUGUUACUAGAAGAAAUUGUAUUUUGGAUUUUUACACGAGAGAAGUCCCCCCCUCCUUCCCCUCUCAACCUUCCCUGCUAUAUAAAUAUCUCUAUAUACAUACCCCAAAUAUAUUAUCUAUAUCUAUA